AUGAGUUUAAACACACUCUUACAACAAAUCCUUCUAACCGAGCAGCAGUUAGCUGAACAGACACAGAAAUUAAAAGAUGUUAAAGUAGCCAUCAUCAGGUGCAAUGACAAGAUCAAGAGCGCCACUGAGAAGUAUGAAAAGACGAGUGAGGAGCUUGAUAGAAAGGUCCAGCAGUUGUCUGCGAUGAAGCUGCAGCACAAUCUGACGAAGAAAUGUGAAGACCAGCUGUUGAAGCAAGUCGAGGAGCUGCUCUGCCAGAAGAGCCACCUCGAAGAAAGUCUGGCCAAGAUAAAGAGGGAGUCUAAAGAAGAAGAGGAAAACUUCCUUCAAGAGAUCUCAAGGUUCAACAGUGACUUCAGUCUUCGGGGGAACAGAGAGACAGUGUUUGAGAGCCAAACGCACACUGAGCUCCUGGACCUGGAGAGGGAGGUGGAAUCAUUAUACAAAGAGAUGGAGUCGAUGAGCUGCGGGAACAGUCACACGAGCCGCAUGGAGGAGGAGAAACGAGCGCUGCUGCUGGAGCUACAGGGCCUGGACGGCGUGCACAAAGACUUGGGUCGGCAGCUGAGUGCGGCUGAAGCAGUGACAGAAUCUCUGCGAUCGGAGAGCCAGUUUGUCAGUCAGAAGCCUCUCGCUGACAGCACCUGUCUGCGGCUGAGAAAAGAGCUGGAGAUGCACAAAGAAGGGGAACUCGAGCGUCUGCGAGAAGCUCUCAGCUCAGAAAUUCAGCUCCUGCAGGCAAAGCUGGACGGCAGCCAGGAGAGUGAGCAGCAUUAG
Messenger RNA from Stegastes partitus (bicolor damselfish), 777 nucleotides. RefSeq names its product coiled-coil domain-containing protein 172. The coding region runs from base 1 to 777 and encodes 258 amino acids. The record is from RefSeq and is a predicted model, not a curated record. Gene Ontology annotation, cellular component: cytoplasm. The transcript is spliced from 8 exons. Lineage: Eukaryota; Metazoa; Chordata; Actinopteri; Pomacentridae.